AUGGCAAAACAACUGUUAAUGGAAAUUGUUUCCGAGAUCAAACAAGCAAAAUACUUCUCCAUUAGCGUUGAUUCAACCCCUGACAUUAAUCAACUGACCUUUAUAGUCAGGUAUGUGGGAUCACACGGAAGACCAAUCAAGAGAUUUAUCAAUUUUGUUGAGGUCCAUUCACAUAAAGCAGAAAAUUUAGCCAAUGUAGUGAAAGACGUCAUAACUGAAGAUCUAAGCCUUGAUAUUAGUAACCUUCGUGGGCAAAGUUAUGACAAUGCCUCUAAUAUGGCUGGUGCAUAUUCAGGUUUGCAGGCCAGAAUCAAAGAAUUAAAUGAACUUGUCCAUUUUGUGCCAUGUACUGCCCAUUCACUAAAUCUUGUUGGAGUCUCAUCAGUGGACAGUUGUCUUGAUGCAAUAACGUUCUUUAAUUUCCUACAAAACCUGUACACAUUCUUUUCAUCCUCCACACACAAAUGGGACUGUUUAGUUCAGGCUAUAGAGAAAGGAGGUCUAGUGGUCAAGUGUUUGUCAAACACUCGUUGGAGUGCCAGAGCUGAUGCAGUUAAGGCUGUUAGAAACCAUUAUUGCGAAAUCAUGAACUCUCUCCUUAAGAUUAGCAAAGAUAGAACCCAGAUAAUGACUACAAGGGCUGAAGCGGGAGGCCUGAUCAAACAAAUGGAGUCUUUCGAAACUGCUCUGAUGACAGUUAUAUGGAGCACUAUAUGA
This is a messenger RNA of Limulus polyphemus (Atlantic horseshoe crab), 717 nucleotides long. RefSeq names its product zinc finger MYM-type protein 1-like. Lineage: Eukaryota; Metazoa; Arthropoda; Merostomata; Xiphosura; Limulidae. The transcript has a single exon. The record is from RefSeq and is a predicted model, not a curated record. The coding region runs from base 1 to 717 and encodes 238 amino acids.